AUGGCUGUAACAGAGAUGAAAGACACUGAAGCAUAUGUGGGAAAACCGCGACCCAAACUCCCUCACGGCGCCCCAGGGGCGGGGCCGCCAUUACCGGGCCCCUCCCCCGAGCGCGGCCGGGGCGCGUGCGCGGCGGAGGCGCGUGCGCGGCGCGCUCAGGGACCGGCCGGGCCGGGCCGGGCCGGCACCGCCGCCCUGCAGGGCAGCCCAGCCGCCGCCCCCACCUCCUCCGCUUCUUCCUCCUCCUCGCCGCCGCAGCAGCAGCAGCUGACGCUGUUUGUCAUGCAGCCGGUCGGCGAGGAGGAGGGGGCGGGGGGGGUGGUGCUGCAGCCGAGCGGCGACCCGCAACUGCCGCCGUCCGCUAGCGGCGGCGUGAUGGUGUUCUACGAGCUGGGGACCUCCGGCGAGAUCGAGGUGGUGGAGGAGGAGGCCGAGGCGGCGGGCGGCGAGAGCACGGCCAGCCUGGAGGAGCUGGAGGAGGAGGAGGCGGCGGCGCCGGGGGCUGCGGGCAGCGAAGCGGCGGCGGGCGGCGAGUGCAAGAGCUGCACGUACGAGGGCUGCAGCGAGACCACCACGCAGGUGGUGAAGCAGCGCAAGCCCUGGAUGUGCAAGCGGCACCGCAACAAGAUCUACAAGGACAAGUACAAGCGCAAGAAGAGCGACCAGGCCCUGGGGGGCGGCGGGGCGGCGGCCGCGGGGGGCGGCCAGCGGGCCGAGGAUAGUGCUGAAGGUUCAGCAUCUGUUUCAAAGCAGAGAACAGGAUCCAUUGGAGAUCGUCCAGCAAGACCUACUCUUUUAGAACAAGUAUUGAAUAAAAAGAGACUGUCACUACUCAGAAGCCCAGAAGUAGUGCAGUUUUUACAGAAACAGCAGCAACUGUUAUGUCAACAAGCUUUGGAACAACGGCAGCAACACUUUCAAGGAGCACCUGGGUAAUGAGAAAAGAUCAAUGAUCUGCAGAUGAGUCUGGUGCUGAAGGAGGGACAGGAUCUGUAUUUUGUAUAAAUACAAAGAAUCUCAAUGUUUAAACAAAAAUGGAAGUUGCUGUUGUUGCGUUUUUGUUACUUGUUUGCACUUUUGAGGUUUUGAGCUGCUUGGGUAUCUGCAAACUUGUGAACAAAUCACAGAAUGGCCUGGGUUGUGUUAUGGAAGCUUCCCAGUCUGACCAUUCAUGAGACUCUCUGACAGUCACUCUCCCAGUGACAGAGAUGUUUAAAUUCUAGGACCAAAGCUCCUUCACUGCAGGUAGCUCCAGUGAUCUGGCAGGUGCCCCUCUUGACUCCCUGCACACCGAGCUCGCAGUCAGACCAGGUUCCGUUACUGGUUUGACCCCAGUCUCAGACACCUUGUUCCAUAAAGCAAUUUAUUAACAGUGUGAUAACACAGAAACAGCCUGGGCUGGUGCAUCCGAGGAGAGAUCUCAGACAAAGGAACUCCUGGGUUUUUAUACUAUCACAGACUAAGGCAAGCCUCAUUCUUCUUCCUGAGUCUUCCCUUCUGAGUCUUCCAUUUCUACCAUGUUCCUGCAUCCAUUCACCCAGCUAGCCACUCAUCUUCAUGCCUUUUGUUAUGCAAAGAGCUACCUGCACCAGAUGUAUUCCUCAGCAGUUGGAAGGGACCUUGAAAGAUGAUCAAGUUCCAACUCCCAUGCUGUGAACAGGGAUACCUUUCAUAAGACCAGGUUGCUCAGAGCUCUGUCCACCCUGGCCUUGAACGCUUCCCAGAGAGGGAGUAUAUAUACCCAGCUUUUCUGAGCAACCUGUUCCAGUGCCUAACUACCCUCACAGGAAAAAAAUUCUUCCUAAUAUCUACUUUAAACCUACUCUCUUUCAGUGUGAAUCCAUCCCCCUUAUCCUUCCCUACAUGCCCUUAUCUUUCCUGUAGGCUCCCUUCAGGUAAUGGAAGGCUGCAAUUAGGUCACCAUGAAACCAUCUCUUUUCCAGGCUGAACAAUCCCAAUUCUUUCAGCCUUUCCUCAUAGGACAGGUGUUCCAUCUCUCUAAUCAACUUGUCUCUGGAUCUCUGGAUUUGCUGUAACAGGUGGAUGUCCUUCCUAUGUUGUGGGUUUCAGAGCUGUAUGCAGUCCACCAGAUGGGUUUUCACCAGAGCAGAGGGGCUGUGAUGGGUUGUUUUUGGCUGGGCAUACAGAUUUAUAAAUUUUCAUUACCUGCUAUCCCCCUGUCGUUUCUCAGAUAGGUAUUAUUUUCCCAUCUCAAGAGCAUCCUUCACCUCUCCAGAUGUCCAAAAUCAGGCCAUGACUUGGGUUAGAUUCCAUCAGGAUGGGUGCUCAGGAUAGGAGAAGCAGCGCUCUUAAUUGUUGGGCACCAACAUUGGCCCUGUGCCUCCCACUCCUUAUUCCUCACAAAAUUCACGCUUCUUCAGUUAAUGUCAUUUUUGCUGUGGUCACCCCAUCCUUCUGUAUUACCCACCAAGUACACCCAGGUAUUGGAGCAAAGACAAUCCCCUAAACGGGUUUACCUUCUAUAGGGAGAGAUAUCCACCCUCAUUUUCCUAGCCACUUCCCAUGUAUAGUACCUAACCUUCCCCAAUGUGUAGGAGUUUUAUGUGGGCAGGACCAGGGAGGUUCACAGAUCCCCUAGUGUUAACGAGCCAAGUGGCUUCUGUUAAAUUUACAUCCCAUUCCUUCCAUGCCCCAUUACCUAAUACAGUCUUCAGCAGUCUGUUAUACCCCACAAUCCUUCCAGAGACUUAUGGGGGAUAAGGGAUGUGAUGUCCACCCAAUGCCACGUUUUCUUGCUCAAGAGUUUAUUAGGUUGUUUUGAAAAUAAAUCCCACUGUCUGAUUUGAUUCUCUCUGGGGCACCAUGUUACCACAAAAUGUGUCUCUCAAGACCUGAGAUGGUGUCUUGAGCAGUGGGAAUAGUUUACAGGGUAUGUUGCCAACCAGUUGUUGCCUCUGCCAUGGUGAGUAUGUAGCUCUUGCCUUGGUGUGUUCAUGGCAGUGGUCCAGUUUGCCAGGCCUUACCAUACAGGAAACCCAGCUGCUACCCUCUAUUCCACGGAAAGUUUACUUCAGUGGCUUGGUUGAUUGCAGCACUUGCUUCUCAUUCAUGAAUGAUCUGUGCAAUGGCCUCCAUGGUCAGCUCCACCCCUCGAUGGGCCCAUCUGUCUGUUGCAGCUGAUGUUUCAUGGCCCUAUCAGUUUACAGAUAGCUCACCCUUCCACUCCCAGUCUGAGUGUAGCUAAGUUAAUUCAGUUUUGGCAGCCUUAUCUGCCUGUUAAUGGUUUUGAUGUUCUUCAGUGGCAUGGCCUUUGGGCAUGUGAACAUCUAUCUGAUGUACCUUUCCAGUCAUGUUUUUGACCUCUACACUGAUGUCCUCCUCUAGUGUAGGUGCAGUCCAGCCCAGAUGGGUUUAACCCUGCACUAUCAAUUGGUCUUCUUCCAUUUUUGCAGCCACUUCCACACAACAUGAACCACCAUCCAGGAGUCAGAAUAGAUACAGGUCACUUCUCUCGUUCAGCAGUCUCUAAGGCUAGUUUGGAUGGCUUUUGCCUCUGCAAACUGCCUUGACUCUCCUUCUCCUUCAGCAGCCUCAAUGACUUGUCCAUCUCUGAUGGUUUCCUGCCACACAGCAGGAUGCAUCACUAAACAGGGCAUAGCCUCUUUCAUCUUCUGGUAACUCAUUAUGUGGUGGUGCUUCUUGUGCACAAGUCUCUUUCUCUGGCAGUGCUCUAAAAUCUUUGCCUUCUGGCCAGUCCAUGAUUUUUUCUGGAAUUCCCAACAGAGCUCAUGUAAUCAAUGCUACCCUCUUACUCCAUGUAGCACUGGCUGUGUGAUGUCUUAAGGGGAUGUUUCCUUUGAGAUCUGGAGAAGUCUUUUCCAAUUAUUUCUAAACCUUCAUUUUAAUACUUAAUUUGUUAAUAAAAAUUUGGUUUUGGUAGCAGUGUUUAGCUGUACACCCUUUUCCUACCAAAGUUAUAAUAAAUUAACGUUUUUCUAUAUAAA
Molecule: messenger RNA, 3965 nt
Organism: Catharus ustulatus (Swainson's thrush)
Lineage: Eukaryota; Metazoa; Chordata; Aves; Passeriformes; Turdidae
Gene: RFXAP
Product: regulatory factor X associated protein
Exons: 4
Coding region: 1-936 (311 amino acids)
Biological process (GO): regulation of transcription by RNA polymerase II
Cellular component (GO): nucleus
Source: RefSeq, a predicted model, not a curated record